UCCUUCAGUUCCGGUGGUUAAACAGUUUCCGAGUUCCGUCUCCACGCAGCAACGAAGCAACACAAGGAAGAGACCGCAGGAAGAGAAUCAUGGCUGAAGUGGAGGAAACACUGAAGAGGAUUCAGGCACACAAAGGGGUCAUAGGGACAAUAGUUGUAAAUGCUGAAGGUAUUCCUAUCCGUACGACGUUGGACAAUUCCACCACCGUGCACUAUGCAGGUUUACUUCAUCAGCUCGCUAUGAAAGCCAGGAGUACAGUGCGAGACAUAGACCCUCAGAAUGACCUCACUUUUCUACGCGUCAGAUCCAAGAAGCACGAGAUCUUGGUGGCGCCUGACAAAGACUAUCUUCUUAUUGUGAUUCAGAACCCAAGUGAAUAGGACAAGAACUCUUCACUCACUUCUGAUGUAAGCACAGUCUUUAUAUCAAACUUGAUCGUUCUUUUUUUCACACACCGGCGCUCACCUGCACGGCAAACACAUGAAGAACAUGGAGCUCUCGCCGGUGUUAUGGAGGACUGCAACUCUACUUCAACCUGAAAACAACCUUUCGUGAUUCAGUCUUUUGUUCUGGGCUCAAAUCUGAUCUGCUGAAAGUCUCAGCACAAACACACAAAGCGUCGAGCUUCACCGGACUGAGCAGUCUAAUGGCAUCUUUACUCUGCUGCUCGAUCUGUCCAAAACCAUUAAAACCGAAACCAAACCAAUGCAUUGACGUUGAUCCGCUCCCAGACACAAACCACAUAUCUUUCAUUAAGAUCACUAAUUAAUUUAUUCUUUCUUUGCCUUUCCAUGCAAAUUGCUCUUCAGAUUGUAUUUUAAACCACUUACAUGCAUAUAACUGCACUACUUUUUACUUUGCAAAAACAUUUUGUUUAGUUAAAUAAAAUGUAAUCUGAAGGGGGAAA
Molecule: messenger RNA, 907 nt
Organism: Silurus meridionalis
Lineage: Eukaryota; Metazoa; Chordata; Actinopteri; Siluriformes; Siluridae
Product: dynein light chain roadblock-type 2
Exons: 4
Coding region: 90-380 (96 amino acids)
Biological process (GO): microtubule-based movement
Cellular component (GO): centrosome; cytoplasm; cytoplasmic dynein complex
Molecular function (GO): dynein intermediate chain binding
Source: RefSeq, a predicted model, not a curated record